GCCUAUUGAGAUUUCGAACGUCUAGCAGCACUGGCCUUGCGAAAAAAGGCCAGCAGUAGGAAACGCAGGAAACGCCAACAACAAAAUAUCGCCGGCCACUUCUCUGAACUCACCAACAAACAACUUCACCACGGUGAAAUCCCACCCAAACCCCGCCACGCCGAUUCUGCCAUCCGCUUUAUUUCUAAGCCCACACAGCAUUAUUUACCGUGGCAACGGCAGACAUAUUCCCAUACGUAUUGUGGAAUUGUAGCAGCAAUCCGCUUCGGGUUCGGACUGUCGCCAAUUUCCACUUUGGAGAGGGGCAACACGGUGACUUGGCCUUCACCAAACAAACCAUAGUUGAUCAUUCACCCAUUAAUCAUAUUUACAAUUCAACUGGUAUUAUUAUUGUAAAUUCUAGGACGACGUGACAACAAGUACGGAAGCUAUUCGACGCCGACUUUACCCCCCCCUCUUCUUCCCCCCCGUGGUAGAUCGCACAUGACGCCCUUUACCCUCGCGUCGUAAUCUCGCCUCCCUUAUUCGAGAUGCCUAGUAAAAACAAUAAACACGCACCCUCACAGGGCUCUGCACAAUCUGCACCGAAGUCAACAGCGAAAUAUACCAAUAAGGAUGGCACAAAAUAUAUUUCCGUUCCGAAGUCCUCAGCUUCCACGCCGCCCGCACAACCGUCACCAACAACCACUUCAUCCUCAAGGGGUGGCGGCGCUCCGACCAACCCCCCUGUUGCCGCCCAUGUACCUCCUGCGCAGCCUGUAAAUCGUAAGAAGCAAAAGCGUCGAGCGAAAGCUGCUGCGAAAGCCGCUGCAGAACAAGCCGAAGCCGAAGCCGAAGCAAAUGGACUCCCUAGUCCUGCGUCCACAAGCAGCGCGCCUUUACCUGUUCCGUCGGAAUCGCGGAUAAAUAAUUUGCACAACUCUCGAGGUAUCAUUUCCAACGAGAAUCAUCAUUCUCAUAUUCAUACCCACAAUGGGGAAGAUUGGGGCGAUGAUACCGAAAGUGAUGAAGACGAUCUAAACGAUUACGCUCAACCUUCCAAUGGAACUACGCAGAAAGGCAAGAAGUCCAAGAAAAAGAAGAAGAAGGGUGUUGCGGAGGAGCCUGUCAAUUCUAAUCCUUCUGGAAUAUCUAAAGAGAAGAUAUGGAAUACGUCUGGUCCGGAAGAACGAGAGAGGAUAAAACAGUUCUGGUUAGGCUUGGGAGAGGACGAAAGGAAAUCUUUAGUCAAGGUUGAGAAGGAUGCUGUACUCAAGAAGAUGAAGGAGCAACAAAAGCACACCUGUAGCUGCUCUGUCUGUGGGCGCAAGCGAACCGCGAUCGAGGAGGAAUUAGAAGGUCUUUACGACGCAUACUAUCAAGAACUAGAAUCGUUCGCGAACCAACCUCACCACCACCCAAACGCACCGUUUUCCCCGCCUCCGCCUCCCAGAUUCGGUCCUAUGAGCGGAUUACACCCCCCCGGAGCCCCUCUAUCGAGAUUUUCUAAUCAUCAUCAUCCUUCUCACGGCCGCAUAGUUGAACACGUGGAUAACGACGAAGAGGAGGAAGAGGACGUCGAAGAAUAUAGUGACGUCGAUGGACUAGAUGAGGAGGAGGAUGAAGAAGAGGAGCCGGAGGAGAUCCCUCGCGAAUCGUAUGCUAACGAUUUCUUCAACUUUGGCCAGAGUCUGCAAGUAAAAGGCGGAAUUCUUACGGUAGCAGACGAUUUACUUAAAAACGACGGCAAGAAGUUCAUUGAGAUGAUGGAGCAACUCGCAGAGCGCAGGAUGGCACGCGAAGAGGAUGCGAAGGACCACUACGUGGGUGGGUAUGGCCAUGGCAUCAAUGGCAAUUCUAUGCCUAAUCAUAAUCACCCUCCCCCUGAAGACGAUGAGUUCGAGGACGACGAAGAGGAAGAGGAGGAAUAUGACAGCCAGGAUGAAGAUUACGAGGAAGAAGAGGACACAAUGACUGAGGAGCAACGCAUGGAAGAGGGUCGUAGGAUGUUCCAGAUAUUCGCUGCCCGCAUGUUCGAGCAAAGGGUGUUGACAGCUUAUCGGGAAAAGGUGGCCAGGGAGCGACAAGAGAAACUUCUCGAGGAAUUAGAAGAGGAAGAGACUCAGGAAUCCCAGCGGAAAGCUAAAAAGGCAAAAGAAGCCCAGAAGCGAAAAGACAAGGCCGCCCAGAAGAAACAGGCACAGCUUGAAGAGAAAGCGAAGCGGGAUGCAGCGAAAGCAGCCGAGGAUGCAGCUCGUCUAGCCGACGAAACGAGAAAACUCGAGGAAGCUAGGCUUAAGGCUGAAGAAAGACGCAAGAAGAAGGAUGCGCAGAAGAAGGCUGAAGAAGAGGAGCGACAAAAACGAGAGCUAGAACGGCAACGACGCGCUCAUGAGCAAAAGGAAAAGCAAUUGGAACAGGAGCGAAAGAAAGAGCGCGAGAAGAAAUUGAAGGAGGAACAACGACGCAGGGAGCAAGAGGCUCGUGAGCUUAAGGAGCGCGAGACUCGAGAAAGGAGAGAGAAACACGAAAGGGACAAGAGGGAGAAAGAGCUUAGGGCGGCUCAGUCCAAGGCGGAGCGUGAUGCCAAGGAAAAGUCGAAGCAAGAAGAGAAAGAGAAGGCUGCGGCCAAAGCUGCGACUCCUGCAGCUCCUAUUCCCACGCAGCCGGCUAAGAAACAACAGCAUCCUGUGUCUAUUCCCGCGCUUCCCCAUCAACCUUCGACCGGUCACGCGUCGAAUCAUCCCUCCCCCCAAGUUGCCGUUGCAACUCCCGCUCUUCCUAAAGCCCCUACGCCAAUGAAACCCCGAUCCGCAUCCCAGGAAGUGACAAGAUCGGUAUCCCAAGCUUCUCAUUCCGCCUCUGGUCCGAGUCAGAAUGCGUCGCCGCACACAUUAACUCCGCUACACACUAGUCCGGGACCUAUUGGGCCGCCAAGAAAGAUUUCGUCUACAGGCCCGACAAGUGUGGGUCCUCCCGGUGCCCAGCCAGCCUCUCCUCUUCAUACAGGAUUUAAGAGCCCCUCCGUUUCGCAUCAAGGUCCGUUUAAUAUGGGACUGCCUAUGCAAUAUCCUCCUGGAAUAGCACCACCGCAGAUUCCUCCGCCGGGCUUCAACCGGAUGCACGAGCCUAUGUAUCCGCCUCCCGGAAACUUUCGGCCAAUGGGCAUGCCAGUACCACCUGGCUUCUCUGCGCCUAGUCCUAUGGGUGGCAGGGCAUUUCCUAUCCCACAUGCGCCGCCUGGUUUCCAUCAACCAGUAGAGCAACCUCUACCUGGUAUGCAUCAUCCAGGCUUCUCUCCGGAUAGCACAUCAGGACAACCGCCGUCGCAUUCCCGUCAAACUUCCGCAUCUUUUGAUACAAAUCCCCUAGCUGGCGCCGCGUCCCAGCCGAUCGGCCGGCCGGCUCCUAUAGGUAGACCAGGGAGUGUGGUCCACGGACAGGGAAGCCAGGACCUUACAGCCGAUAUCGAUGACGUGAGCAAUCACCUCGGAAGCAGUGCUUUACUUGAAGAUACAGACGAACCUUUCGGAGACGUCAAUCCUUCUCGACGAGGUACCGCCGCUCCAGGAGCUCGAGCUCCGUUCCCCAGCGCGCCGUUCAUAGAUCCCUUCAUGGGUUCUCCAUUGAAUGCCGCGUGGGGUCCUACGACUUUGUUUUCUCCUCCACCCGGUUUUGCCAACCCAGCUUGGCCUACGUUCAGUGCUCCGGCCCCUAGUAUACGGCCUGCUCAGCCUCGAUCUAUUGCAAUCCGUCGGAUGCUUAUCUCUGCAUGCAAAGAGCUAGAAGCCCACGCCGCAGAUGGCUAUAUAGAGCUGCCUGCCAUCAAAGGGCAUAUCGACAAUCUUAAUUUACAAGGACAGGAACCUGUAUCUGAGAAAGAAUUGUUAGAUAUGUGCGACACCGAAGGUAACCUGCAUAACGGAGGCGGAAGCUUCAGCAUUCAACGCGUGGAAGGUGGAAAGGUUUUGAUCCGAUACGAACCUGACCCUCCGUCGGCUUCAACUUCCUUCAAUCGAAACGUGGGCGCUCCUGGUGAGAUUGGUAGCCCCAUCGUAGGAGCUGGCUCGCCUCAUCAUUCUACGCCUGGUGUUUAGUGGGCUCGCAGCUUUACUAAUAAGUGGAGCGCAUUAGUUAAGAAGGAUAAUAAUAGUGCGAAUGGCGGAAGGGGAAGGCCGUGAUUAAGAUAAGGAUGAUAUGGGAUUCUUAUUAUUCUCUGCUACGUGGAGCCGGAGGUGGGUUCGGUCUCCAGGUAGCAAGAUGAAUUGUUUUCUCGUGUACCUUUUGGGGCCGUUUGCUUAGGUGGGUGAGCAUCGUUUGCAAAUGGCGCCUUUUGUAACCAAGUAAAGAUUCGGCAUUUUUAAGUUAUCCAUCCCUCCCUGCUUUUCAGAGGGAUUCGCAAAGAAGUUGUUGUUAUUGUCAUUGGUAUUCGAGAAGCAUGCACCACACAUUGAUCAAGGGAAGGGUGGAAUAGUGCUAUGCUUGCUGGCUAUGCUUUGCGUUUGAGGAGAGGAGAAAGCUGCAUGGUGUGUUUAAUCGCAUUGCUCUUCGGGACAUCUCGGUUUCGUGCCGUUAUUAUGAAAUGGGAAUCGCGUUGAGCAUCUGUAAUUAUGUGUUCGUCUUAAAGUGCCUUGUAAUAUGAUGUGAAUUCGUAGUAGGGUAAUUGAGGUUGAAGAUGAGGUGGAAGUGUCUACUGGUGGUAGUUAUACCGACCCGGAGAAUAUCACAACCAGCAAUAUUAAAGGGCAUACCUGAUCACAACAGACACUUUUAGGGUGUCACCUUCUUGAGUACCCA
This is a messenger RNA of Hypoxylon trugodes, 4776 nucleotides long. Its product is annotated as salt tolerance down-regulator-domain-containing protein. Bases 531 to 4076 code for a protein of 1181 amino acids. Lineage: Eukaryota; Fungi; Ascomycota; Sordariomycetes; Xylariales; Hypoxylaceae. The transcript has 3 exons. The record is from RefSeq and is a predicted model, not a curated record.